GUCAUUCGAGAAAUAAUAAGAAUCAGAAUGAAAACUGGCGGAGGCACUUCAAAUCAUCGUUUAAAUCAUCCAAUCAUGGAGCAACGCUUAAGAAGUCCCAAGUGCGCGAGAUGUCGAAAUCAUGGUGUAAUAUCCGGUUUGAAGGGUCACAAGAGGUCCUGCGCGUGGAAGGAUUGCCGAUGUCCCUGUUGUCUGUUAGUCGUCGAAAGACAGCGAGUGAUGGCAGCGCAAGUUGCUCUACGUAGGCAACAACAAGCGCAAGGUGACAAUCUUCAUCUAUCCUCGGCGAAUAAGGUAUCAACAGACACCACAAAUUCUCCUUAUUAUAUUAAAGCGAAAUACGAUGAGCCGGACGCUGCCUGUAUUGGUAGAAGAGCCAAAAAUUUUCAAAGGCAUCAUUUACACUUUACACAGACGAGUAUCAGCGUGACGCAGGGCUUCUACGGAUUAAAUGCUGUACAUAAUUUACCUGGCGCAUUAUCAGGGCAUCCGCGUUUGUUGACUUUAUCCUCCCUCGGAUGCGAUCAGAAACAAGAAGCUGAACCCACAUUGAAAGUACAAUCUUUCCAUUCUGCAUAUCCAACAAUUCCCUGGUUCAAUGAGGUAACGCAAUCGUAUAUAACGGAUGGGGAAUUGAAUAAUUUUAUUUCUACGAGAGAUUUGCAGGAUUGUCCUACUACAAACAAUGAAUCUUGUUUAGAAAAGAAAGCACCAAUUUCAUUCAGUGUGGAAUCUAUUAUCGGUACAAAAUGAUAUCUCGAUAUCCACAUUUUAAUCGUUUGAGCAUGGAGAUGCUAACAAAUUCUCCGACAAUUCGAUUUGAUCUGAGAAUAGCACUCUAUACAUAACGAUAAUGUGCGACUAUCGGGAAUCGAGUAGCCGUUAAUAUAAGAUAUGUACAACAAUGCUGUAUAGUACUGAAUAAUGUUAAAUUUUGAAUAAAAUCGAAAAAAUAAUAACGUUUUCAUACUUAAAUGAUUAA
This is a messenger RNA of Camponotus floridanus (Florida carpenter ant), 982 nucleotides long. Its product is annotated as doublesex- and mab-3-related transcription factor 2. The record is from RefSeq and is a predicted model, not a curated record. Lineage: Eukaryota; Metazoa; Arthropoda; Insecta; Hymenoptera; Formicidae. Gene Ontology annotation, molecular function: DNA-binding transcription factor activity, RNA polymerase II-specific; RNA polymerase II cis-regulatory region sequence-specific DNA binding. Gene Ontology annotation, cellular component: nucleus. The coding region runs from base 28 to 753 and encodes 241 amino acids. The transcript has 2 exons. Gene Ontology annotation, biological process: regulation of transcription by RNA polymerase II; sex differentiation.